Dendroctonus ponderosae (mountain pine beetle) is the source of this 411-nucleotide messenger RNA. Its product is annotated as beta-glucosidase-like. Gene Ontology annotation, molecular function: beta-glucosidase activity. Gene Ontology annotation, biological process: carbohydrate metabolic process. Lineage: Eukaryota; Metazoa; Arthropoda; Insecta; Coleoptera; Curculionidae. The record is from RefSeq and is a predicted model, not a curated record.
UUUGCAUUCACAUUAUUCAUUUAGUAAGCAUCGAGUGGUAGUUGCGCAUGAAAAUGAGUGCCCCCAUUGUAAUCUGCCUCAUCUUUAUUCUAAACGGGGCAAUCGCGCAAAGAGAGUUUCCAGGAAACUUCAAGUUUGGAACAGCUGGUGCUUCCUACCAGAUCGAAGGCGGAUAUAAUGAAGAUGGUCGGGGACCCAGCAUGUGGGACACUUUCUCUCAUAUCCCAGGAAAUAUAAAGAACGACUCCAACGGAGACAUUGCCUCUGACUCUUAUCACAAGUACAAGGAGGAUGUGGCUAUUUUGAAAAACCUGGGUGUGCAAUUCUAUCGAUUUUCAGUUUCUUGGUCGAGAAUAUUUACCAAUGGUACUCCAAAUACAUACAAUCAAGCAGGAGUUGAUUAUUACCUCA